UGGGAUAAAGGAUAAAAUGUGUACACUAUAGUGGUUUGAAUGAGACUGGCUCCCAAAGGCUCAUAUAGUGAAUGCUUGGUUGCUACUUAGUGAAAUGGAGAAGGGUUAGGAGAUGUGACCUUGUUGAAGUGGGUGUGGCCUUUUGGAGGAGACAUGCCACUGGCAAUGGGCUUUAAGAUUUCGAAAACCCAUUCCAGGUUUAGCGUCUCUCUUCCUCUGCCUGACGCCUGUGGAUUUGGAUGUAAAGCUCUUAGCUGUUGCUCCAGCACCAGGCCUGUCUGCUCCCCACCAUGAUGAUAAAGGACCAACCCUCCAAAACUGUAAGUGGAAUUCCCUCAGUUUAAUACUUUCCUUUAUACAAUUUACAAUUGUAGUUCAUCACUGAGGGAAGGCAGACUAGGAACUCAAGCAGGGAAGGAACCUUGAGGCAGGAACUAAAGCGGCGACCAUGAAGAAAUGAUGGUUGCUGGCUUGUUCCCCAUGACUUGCUUAGCCUACUUUCUUAAAUCACUCAGGACCAUUUGCUGAGGUGUGGGACCACCCACAGUGGGCCAGGCCCCCUCUACAUAGUUAUUAAGAAAAUAUCCCCGGGACGGGGGAUGAGAUAGGGGGUUUAUGGACCAGAAACCAGGAAAGGGGAUAACAUUCGAAAUGUAAAUAAAAACAUAUUCAAUAAAAAAGAAAAGAAAAUGUCCCCACAGGUACACCUACAGGCCAAUUUAAUGGGUGACGUUUUUCUAAAUUGCGGUUCCCUCUAGCUUGUGUCAAGUUGAAAACAGACAGACAGACAGACAGACAAACAAACAACAACAACAACAGAUAACCACAACUAGUUAGGCCAGCCAGGGUCCAGACUGUGAUGAGUCUUUUCAUCUUGAGGUCCUCACCUGUGGUACAUUAAGGUACUCUAAGCAGCCUAAGCCAUUGGCGCUGUUCCCCGGGGUCUUGGGUUCUACGAAGAGGAGUUUAGGCUAGACCCUGGGCAGGACUGGGGUGGCUUUCUGGGCUGUGAAACAGCUCCAUAGUGACAUUGCCACUGACUUAGAUCAGCGGCAUGUCAGGUUGGCCAAAGGUGUCACUUUGCAGCAUCCACUGAUUAAAUACUGACUGUGCUCAUCCAUGCCUAUCCUGUGAUGUGUCCCAGGAGCUGCAGCAAAUUAACAAAGGGUUUGGUGUUUGGUUUUUGUGUCGAGAGAGCAUAUACACAAAAGUUCAUGUUAUCCUCACACAAUUUUUCAGUGCCGUUGUCUUUUCGAGGAUUCGAAUGUGAAGAAGCCCACCGUUACCAAAUUGUUAGCCUUAUUGGGCGAGAAUAAGAUCACUACUACACUUCUGAGCCAAAAUGGAAGCAAGCUUGAUUUUAUUGGGGUGCACCCAAGAGCUGGCCAGCGGCAACCAUCUCUUACGUCAGGUUAAGGAGAGCAGGGCCUCGUCCAUCUCUUGGGCCCCUUUUAAGGAAUUAAAUCACAAUUAGUUUCAAAUCAGGUUUACAGAAGAGAGACAAUGGGGCAAAAAGAAAUAUAUAAAAAUCUCAAAAAAAAAAAUCACCAUGUGGUUAGGGAAGGUUAGGGAAGUUAAGGAGGGUCACGGUGUCCUCAAAAAUAAGUCAAGAUCAUGGCUCCAGGAAACAGAUUUUAAAAACAGUAACUCAGCUCUUACAGUAAAUAAAAACUUUUUAAAAAUAACAUAGCAUUAUCACUUCUGCCUUCAAAAAUGGAGUCAGGUUGGUUCCUCAAAAUAUCAUUUGCUGUUUUGUAAUCACUGAUCUGUUAGUAAAAUGGUUAGCAGAGGUCUUCUUAUCCUAAUGGCAAAACAUGUGUGAAUCUGACAGUGUUUUAGUCAAUAUUCUAUUGCUGUGGAGAGAGACACCAUGACCAAGGCAACUCUUUUUUUAAAGGUUUCUUUAUUUUGUUUAUAUGAGUGCACUGUAGCUGUCCUCAGACACACCAGAAGAGGGCAUCAGAUCUCAUUACAGAUGGUUGUGAGCCACCAUGUGGUUGUUGGGAAUUGAACUCAGGACCUCUGGAAGAGCAGUCAGUGCUCUUAACCACUGAGCCAUCUCACCAGCCCCCAAGACAACUCUUUUUUUUUUUUUUUUUUUUUUGGUUCUUUUUUUCGGAGCUGGGGACCGAACCCAGGGCCUUGCGCUUCCUAGGCAAGCGCUCUACCACUGAGCUAAAUCCCCAACCCCUCCAAGACAACUCUUACAAAAGAACACAUUUAAUUGGGGCUUGCUUACAGUUUCAGAGGCUUAGUCCAUAAUUGGCACGGUGGUGACCAUGGUGGCACAUAGGCAGACAUGGUACCUGAGAGGUAUACAUCCAGAUCAGAAGGCAACAGGAAGAGAGACACUGGGCCUAGUGUGAGCAUAUGAAACCCCAAAGCGCCCCUCCCCCAUCCCCGACAAGCUUCUUUCAUCAAGGCCACGCCUACUCCAACAAGGCCACACCUCCUAAUCCCUGCAAGCAUUGCCACUCCCUAAUGACCAAGCAUUCAAAUAGAUGUGUCUAUGGGGGCCAUUCCUAUUCAAACCACCACUCCCUGUUUCUGUGGCUGAGAAGCCUAGAUUCCUGUUACCUGUUAUCUCAGCAGCACUUGCACCAAAAAAGGUCAGUGAUGGUGCUUUCUACCACUCCCCAUACAUACAUGUAUCCACACAAAAAUCACUUACUUUGUGUAUUUUACAGCAUGGAAUAAUUCUAGGCAUACCGAUUUGUCUUUCUUUUCCUUUUUUUAAAAAAGGCACACACACACACACACACACACACACACACACACACACACACACACUGUAGCUGUCUCAGACAACACCAGAAGAGGGAUCUCAUUACAGAUGGUUGUGAGCCAUCUGUGAUUGUGGUUGCUGCGAAUUGAACUCAGGACCUCUGGAAGAGCAGUCAGUGCUCUUAACCGCUAAGCCAUCUCUUCAGCCCCCAAAUAUUUUUUUUUAAGAGAAAAAAAAAUUUUUUUUUUGGACAGAGAUAGUCUUCCAAAUUUGUAAGACUCCGUUUGUAUCUAACAGCUGAAGCUUUUUCAACAAUGAAUUUAAUAAACACGGAGGAAGAGAUCUUUGUGGUUAUGCAGUGAUCAUUGAAUUCCUUAAUGUGCUUUAAUAUGCUAGGCCUGAGAAUUAGUGUGGUACCACAAGAACAGAAGACCAGCGCCCUCUUAAGGCGAAGCCAGAAAGCGCAGUAGGAACACAGAAAACUCUUUAUGCUUGGGUACCAGGGUUUGAAAGUGCAGUGUCUAUUGAUCUGGACUCAGUCUCUGAGCACCCACUGUUUGGCCGGACGACUGUACUGUGGGACUUCACUGUUUAUUGACCUGGUGUCCGGGUUUAGGAAGAAACGCUCCAAGCGUGGAUACAGACAACUGGAUCGCGUUGUCCUCGUGGUGCUGAGGAAUCAGCUCACAGCCCCUCCCAUGCUACUCACCCACUGUGCCACUGAGCUGUUCUCCCAUCCCAGGCACUUCUAGUUUUGAUAUGGUGUGCUGGCGAGAAGGGAAGAGACGCAAUACUCUUGAGUUUUCUUGCUCUUUAAUUCUACUUGUAACAGUAACGUCGACUGGGGCCUGGGGAAGACUGUAGACAACAGGCUUCAGGGGAGAAACAGCCAGGCAGAAACAGUUUGCAGCCUUCAGAUAUUGGACAUGCCAAAUAGCACAGUCUCUAGUGUUCUGUGGUGGGCUGGGCAUCAGGCCCAAUAUUUUUAUUUUUAAUGUAUUAUAUAGUAGUUUUCUAAACUUUUAAAGACAUAUUUUAUGUGUAUGGAUGUGUUGCCUGCGUGUAUGUCUGUGCAUCACGUAUGUGAAGUGUUUGGGGAGGUCAGAAGGUGUCAGAUCCCUAGGAUCUGGAGUCUGGACGAUCAUGGGUCAGCACGUAGGUGUUGAGAAUUGUACCUGGGUUUUCUACAAGAGCAACAAGUGCUCUUAACCACGGAGCCAAUUCUCCAGCCCCAAGAUUUCUAAUAUUUAAGAAUUAAAAACCACAAGCAGCAGCUGGGAACCGUGGCACACGCCUUUAUUCCCAGGUGCGGGGGCAGGUGCAGGGGUAGGGGGGCAGGCAAAUCUGUGAGUUCGAAGCCAGCCUGAUCUAUAGUGCAAGUUCCAAGGCAGACAGGGCUACACAGAGAAAUAUCAAAACCUGACCAACCAACCACACACACAAGCUGCCAUGCUCUAAGUCUCACCUCAAAGGAAGCAAUACCAUGACUGCGGGGUGUUCUCUUGGGCUGCACAAUUUUCCUUUAAGAGAUUCUUCUAGCAAUUCAAUACUUUACGGUCAAUAAUUUUUGCAUCUUAUUACAUUAUUUUUAAUUAGCUGAGGCAUCGUAGGGCUUCCGAAGCAUGAAUGAAGCUCCAAGUCUGAUCCCCUGGAUAGUGUGAAGCCAUGCAUAGGUGUGGUGUGCCUACAAUAGCAGCAUUCUGGGAGUGGAGGCUGGAGGAUCAGAAAUUCAAGGCCAUCUUCAGCUACAUGGUGAAGGCCAGUCUGGGUGUUAAGAGGUCCUGUUUCAAAAAUGAAAAUAUCGUCAAAGGUUUAAAUGUGUGUUUUCAUGUAUUUAACAUGUCCUGACACAUCAUGAAUACUGUGAAAAAAGUAAUUUCCUAUAAAGUUCACCCAGUUGGCUCACUAAAAGAAGUCUCUACUCUGGUGAUGUAUCUAGAGACUGAGCUGAACUGAAAUUAUUAAAGAUGUUUUCUAAUCGUUAUUUCUUAUUUUUCCACCUGCUUACCAGUUGUCUUCUUUGCUUUUAGAUUCCCCAAUCCUUGGGGUAGGUUCAGUGAGCUCAGGACGGUGUGGCCAACCCUGCUGAACAGCUCUGGUUUCUGUCCAGCUCUGGACUAGUGGAACAAACACUUGAUUCUUCUUCAGCCCAAAGAGGUAUUUUUAAUUCUAGGGUUUAUUCUCAUAUCCAUGAGAGACGUUACAGAUGGUAUUGGUAAAGGAUAUCAAUUUGUAAAUCCAUCAAACUUGUAAAUGAAUUGCUAGUGAAAGACCCCAGCUUAGCAGCAGUAACGCCAUUUUGCAAGGCUGUACUUAAGAUGACUGGUUCAGGGAAAGGUUAGAACACUGAGUACACAGCGGCUGCCAAGCAGGAUGUGUUUGGUUGAAGGCCUGGCAACAGGACGACUUCGGUUGAGCACCUGACAAUGAGAAAAGCCCGGGGAGAGGUCCCACACCCUGGUGGGGGGCCGAGUCAGCCGUUAUGUUCCAAGAAGGUAGCUAAGAAAUUUGCCCCCGGGCUGAACCCUUGGGGGGCCGAGUCAGCCGUUAUGUUUCAGGAAGGUAGCUAGGAAACUCGCCCCCGGGGCUAAACCCUUGCUACAUUAGAAUCCACCAAUUAUAUCCCUGUAACCAUGCAUCUGCUUCUGUAUGCUUGCUUCUGCUCCCCAGAAUCCUAUAAAAAGCCCAUCCUUGGUUCCGUGGGGCGCGCCAGUCCCCCGAGUGACUGAAGCGCCCGCAGGUGCCUGUGCCUGUGUAUCCCGACAAUAAACCAAAUCCUCUUGCUGAUUGCAUCCUGUGGUGUCUCGGUCUGGUCUUUGGAGUUGGAGGGUCUCCAUCCCGAGGGAAAGUUCUCCCUGAGAGCUUUUCACUAGGUAUUAAAAUCAUGGUUUAACUGCAUUACUGUAAAUAAAGUAAAAUAAUGUCUCUUUAAUAUUUCAUUAUUGGAGCCAUAGUAUUUAUGUAUUGAUCCUGUAUUUAUAUAUUUGAGCCAGGGUCUUGCUAUGUAGCCACUAUGCAGCCCUCACUGGCCUGGAACUCACUAUGUAGACCAGACUAAUUUCAAACUCACAGAAAUCCAUCUGCCUCCACCUCUUGAAUUCUGGGAUUAAAAUUGUGUGCCACAAUGCCUGGCUUGGAAUCACAGUCCUUAAUAACCCAUCAGUUUAAUUUAGUCAAACAUGAAAACAUAACUGGAAAUAGAAUUAUUUUGGGGUGUUGACCGGCAGUGAGCACAGCACACAGCACUCAGGUGAGAAGUAAGCAAUCCUUCCCAGCAGGUCACUUGGCAGUAACAUGCUCUACAGCUCAACCAGGCACAUAGCUUCAGUCACAGUGGCAAAUAAGCCUGGCUAUGCUCCAAUAAAGCAGCUUAAUGUUUCUGACACGGGAGUAUCAUAGCAUUCUUAAAAACAUCUUUGAAUCAUUCAAAAUGUACUAAUACCCAAGGUGGCACGUGCCUAUAACUCCAGUACUCAGGAGGCAGAGGCAGGAGGAUUACAGCUUGGAGACUAGCCUGGCCUAUACCAUGAGACCUUGUCUCAAAAAACCCAAACCUGAACCAUCAUUGUGAGCUCAAAGCACAGUGUCAAGUGAACAGGAAAGCGGUUUCUUACUUGCAUUAUUCCUGACCCUAUGACAGGUCAAUUUCUGCCACCUGGAUGGCAUGGAAAUGGAUGAAAUUUUAUUCAACCCUUCUAAGGUUGCUAGUAACGCUUGCACUAGACACUUCAAUUUAAGCACUGCUACCAGUUACAGAGAGAGCUACAUUAUACUUGAGUUUUGGACCUUUUGUUAUGUAGAUCAAGCUAACUAAAGCCCAGAGAAGCAGAGGGACAAAUUGUUGCACUUAUUGUUUUGGGGACAGUGUUCUGGACACUGAUAGAAACAUAGUCUAAGAACAGUAGACACAGAUUGGGGAUAUAUUUACAAACGGGUGUUUCUCUGAAUGGUGCUCCACUUGCUUGGUGAAUGAUUUUCACAGAAAUGAAAGAAACCAAAGUAAUGAUUUUUAAAUGCUAUCUGAAUCUAGCUGGGAAAACAUAUGAUCUCUUAUUAUAAUAGCCAUUUUAAAAAAUGAUGAAUCCGAUUAUUAUAUCUGAUUUGCCGAUUACUUCAAAGUGUAGUACACAUUUCUUUUUCAAGUAUAAAUGUUAGUUGAAGUUUUUUCUGCUUAAAAAAAAAAUCCAAAUCCAUCACAAUCCCAGACCAGGAAUCUCUUCGAGGUAACUAACUCAAAUUCCAGAUUCCUUGCAGAUACUCUCCUUUCUCUGCCUAAGUUCCCAUGGCUCCUGGGGAGCGGCCACACUUCAGAAGCAAGAGCGGUUGAUGGCCCAAGGCAAGCCCCUUCCCAGUACCUAAUUAACUCACUUUAGAAACCCGGUCCACUCCCGCACAAAGCUCCUCCCACUCGCCCGCCCACCUAAAAACUCCUCCCACUCCAUUUGCGCGCGAAGCACAGUUCGCACCCUCUUGCGAAGCAGCCCCUCCCACAAUCCCGUCUGCGUGUAGAAGCCCCACCCACUUCUCACCCGCCCGCGAAGCUCCGCCCCCUCCUGCCCGUUCCCCAACACCUUCCCUUCUUCCGUCGCUUCUCCCCAUGGCUGCCUUCCAUUGGUCAAGACGGCUAAACCGCGCAGGGAUACAGCAGCACCACAUUCUGAUUGGCUAAAGACUAAGCCGGGCCUCUUGUCAUUGGCUGACAAGAGAAACCAGCAAGAGUGGCUGUGCAGCGGGCGUGCGGCCGCUGCUUUGUUGCCGGAGGGGGCGGCGUUGGAAGUUGCAGGCUUACGGGGUCGGCAUUCUUGGGGAGUCGAGUCGCGCCGCUGUUAUCUUUCGCCCAGUAGUCUUCGGCCAGUCCCCGCCCAACAGUAGCUAUGAGCGGCGGCGUGUACGGCGGAGGUGAGUGAGCGCAGAGGCGCCUCGGGGCGUGCGGGCCGGAACGACCGGCCCGGUCCCUGGUCUCUUCCGUUUCCCUCCGGUCCUCGGCGGGCCCUUCCGGUCUUUGGCCGGUGCUUCCGGUCCCCGUUUGGGCCAUGGCCUCUCCUUCUCUUCGGACCCAGGGCCCGCGCUCAAUGAAGUUGGCGCUCUUGUUUUUGACAUUGGAUCAUAUACAGUGAGGGCUGGCUAUGCUGGUGAGGACUGCCCUAAGGUUGAUUUCCCCACGGCUAUCGGGGUGGUGCUGGAGAGAGAUGAUGGAAGCACGAUGAUGGAGAUCGAUGGUGACAAAGGCAAGCAGGGCGGGCCCACCUACUACAUAGACACCAAUGCCCUCCGAGUGCCCAGGGAGAGCAUGGAAGCCAUCUCACCGCUCAAGAAUGGCAUGGUUGAAGACUGGGAUAGUUUCCAGGCCAUUUUGGAUCAUACAUACAAGAUGCAUGUCAAAUCUGAAGCCAGUCUGCAUCCUGUUCUCAUGUCGGAAGCACCGUGGAACACCAGGGCAAAGAGAGAGAAACUGACAGAGUUGAUGUUUGAGCACUACAGCAUCCCUGCAUUCUUCCUUUGCAAAACUGCAGUUUUGACGGCAUUUGCUAAUGGUCGUUCUACUGGGCUGAUAUUGGACAGUGGAGCUACCCACACCACUGCGAUUCCAGUCCAUGAUGGCUACGUCCUUCAACAAGGCAUUGUGAAAUCCCCUCUUGCUGGAGACUUCAUUACCAUGCAGUGCAGAGAACUCUUCCAGGAAAUGAACAUAGAACUCAUCCCUCCUUAUAUGAUUGCAUCAAAAGAGGCUGUUCGAGAAGGCUCUCCAGCCAACUGGAAAAGGAAAGAGAAACUGCCCCAGGUUACAAGGUCUUGGCAUAAUUACAUGUGCAACUGCGUCAUCCAAGAUUUUCAAGCUUCCGUCCUUCAAGUGUCAGACUCCACCUAUGACGAACAAGUGGCUGCACAGAUGCCCACUGUUCACUAUGAAUUCCCUAAUGGCUACAACUGCGAUUUUGGUGCAGAGCGGCUGAAAAUUCCUGAAGGAUUAUUUGACCCUUCCAACGUAAAGGGACUAUCUGGGAACACAAUGCUGGGAGUCAGUCACGUUGUCACAACAAGUGUUGGAAUGUGUGACAUUGACAUCAGACCAGGUCUCUAUGGCAGUGUGAUCGUAGCAGGAGGAAACACCUUAAUACAGAGUUUCACGGAUAGGUUAAAUAGAGAGCUUUCUCAGAAAACUCCGCCGAGUAUGCGGUUGAAACUGAUUGCAAACAACACGACGGUGGAGCGGAGGUUCAGCUCGUGGAUCGGCGGCUCCAUCCUAGCAUCUUUGGGUACCUUUCAACAGAUGUGGAUUUCCAAACAGGAAUAUGAAGAAGGAGGGAAGCAGUGUGUAGAAAGAAAAUGCCCUUGAGGGCUCCACCCUGCCUGCCCAUCACCUCACGUCUGUAGCUUUAGGACACUCAGGAAAAGAUGACCAUCUUUUGUAGAAUGUUUAUACAUGUUUGCAUAUUUCAAUUUCCACUUAAAUUUUUUAAGGCUUUAACUGGCUCUAUAAAUUAAAUGAGUUUGUGCUUUCCUUGAGAUGCACUUAUUCUUAUUACAGGCAUUUUAUAAUUUUGUAUGAAUGUCUAUUUUCUCUAAAUAUUUUGCUUUCAGUAAGUACUUUCCAGCUCUCCUGUGGGUUGGUGGAAUUACUCUUUAUUGACUAGUAAAAGUUACUGCCUAUGCUUUUUACCUUAGGCUUACAAAAUUAAAUAAAAAUCACUACUGUCCUAAAA
Molecule: messenger RNA, 9429 nt
Organism: Rattus norvegicus (Norway rat)
Lineage: Eukaryota; Metazoa; Chordata; Mammalia; Rodentia; Muridae
Gene: Actl6a
Product: actin-like 6A
Biological process (GO): chromatin remodeling; positive regulation of DNA repair; regulation of chromosome organization
Cellular component (GO): SWI/SNF complex; npBAF complex; nucleus
Source: RefSeq, a predicted model, not a curated record